UCAUUAAAUAGCAGGUUUCAGACGGGCAGUCCAGUAGAUCACUAAUCAUGUUGACCGCACUUGUUCUGUUGUGUCUCGGACUCUUUCUUCUGUACUUGCAAUUCAGAAUUCGACGACCUAAAAACUUCCCCCCUGGACCCACUCCUGUUCCAUUUUUUGGAAAUCUGCUUCAACUGGACCGCACAAACCCGUUAAAGGACUUCGACAAGUUUGCUCAGCGCUAUGGGUCCAUCUAUGGGCUGUUCAUUGGCAGCCAGCCAGCAGUGGUGUUGACCGGUCAGAAAAUGAUCAGGGAGGCUCUGAUCACACAAGCGGUGGAGUUUGCUGGCAGAUCAGACAACAUGAUGGUCAGUCAUGUAACAAAUAGCAAAGGGGUGAUCAUGGCAGAUUAUGGAGAAAGUUGGCGGGAACAUCGACGCUUUGCUCUGACCACACUAAGGGACUUUGGCCUUGGAAAGAAAAGUAUGGAGAAGAGGAUUCUAGAGGAGGUCAAAUAUAUCUGCUCACAUUUAAAGGAAUCUGUUGGAAAGUCCAUUGACCCUGAACAUCUGUACCACCAAGCUGCUUCAAACGUUAUUGCCUCAAUCAUUUUUGGGUCACGUUUCAAUUAUCAGGAUGAAUAUUUCCAGAUAUUGAUCUCAAGCAUUGAAAAACUUACUAAGAUUAUCAUUGGACAAUGGGCAAUGAUUUAUGAAAUAGCCCCAGUGUUAAGGAUUUUCCCACUGCCAUUCUGCAAGGCUUUUCAGUAUUAUGGGGAAAUUAAAAAUCACAUUCUUAAGGUUGUGGAUGAGCACAAGAAGUCACGUGUUACCGGAGAGCCCAGAGACCUGAUUGACUGUUACCUGGAGGAGAUAGAGAAAAGAGCAGAUCAACGCACCACAUUUGACGACUCACAGAUGGUCACUUUGCUGUUUGACCUGUUUGCGGCUGGAACUGAAACAACCUCUAACACACUGCGCACUUUAACGCUCUAUUUGAUGAGUCACACUCACAUACAGGAACAAUGUCAGCGGGAGAUUGAUGAAGUGCUUGGUGAUCGUGAACAUGUCACAUUUGAGGACAGAAACGCCAUGCCUUACGUUCAAGCGGUGAUUCAUGAGGGUCAGCGUGUCGGUGACAUUGCUCCACUUAGUCUGUUUCACACCGCUACAACCAACACUCAGCUCCAGGGCUACAACAUCCCAAAGGGGACAAUUAUCAUCCCUUAUCUGUCAUCUGCUCUCAGAGAAAAAGGUCAAUGGAAGUUUCCCGAUGAAUUUAACCCUCAAAACUUCUUGAAUGAUAAGGGGGAAUUUGUGAAGCCCAAUGCAUUCAUGCCAUUCUCUGCAGGAUCUCGUGUGUGUUUAGGAGAAAAUCUAGCUCGCAUGGAGCUCUUCCUCAUCAUGGUCACAGUGCUGCGGCGAUUCCGUCUGGUCUGGCCCGAAGAUGCAGGAGAACCGGACUUUAAACUUAUAUUUGGUGGGACACAGUCAGUGAAACCUUACCGUCUGACUGUACAACUACGUACACCUGGGGAGACUUGUAAAUCUGUUUACUGAACAUACAUUGCCCUUCAGGAAAAACCUCCCUCAAAAGUGGGUUAUGAGGUUCAAACUCUAAACAUCAUGCAUGAUUAACAAUGACAAUGGCAUCAGAUGCUAGACUAUUUUUAUCUUUUAAGCAAAAGUGAAACAAUUAUGACACACAAGACAUUAAAUAUGCAAGUAAAUUAAGUUGUAUAAAAUUGCAAUCUAUAACACACCUUUGAAAACUUGCAAAGACAAUUAUGAAAAACAAAUUUUCCCUAAUACGUUAAAAACUCAGUUUUUUUGUGUGUUUGCUUAUUUACUCAACAUCUACAGGAAGUUACAAAACAUCCAAAAUCAGUCAAGAAAUCAAAUUAUAGUUUGUAGCUUUUGUGCCAACUAGCCCCAGUCACUUUUAAUAAAUUAAAUGUUAAU
This is a messenger RNA of Carassius auratus (goldfish), 1940 nucleotides long. Its product is annotated as cytochrome P450 2F2. The coding region runs from base 48 to 1538 and encodes 496 amino acids. The transcript is spliced from 9 exons. The record is from RefSeq and is a predicted model, not a curated record. Gene Ontology annotation, biological process: xenobiotic metabolic process. Gene Ontology annotation, cellular component: cytoplasm; intracellular membrane-bounded organelle. Gene Ontology annotation, molecular function: oxidoreductase activity, acting on paired donors, with incorporation or reduction of molecular oxygen, reduced flavin or flavoprotein as one donor, and incorporation of one atom of oxygen; heme binding; iron ion binding. Lineage: Eukaryota; Metazoa; Chordata; Actinopteri; Cypriniformes; Cyprinidae.